Messenger RNA from Arabis nemorensis, 1005 nucleotides. NCBI's taxonomy places the organism in Eukaryota, Viridiplantae, Streptophyta, Magnoliopsida, Brassicales, Brassicaceae. The record is from the annotation of a GenBank genome assembly.
AUGGGGAAACAGAGCAAUACAUGGAACAUUACGAGGAUGGUUAUAACGAAACAUGGCCCCAUUAUGACUAGUCAAGCUCAGAUUAUGCUGAUGAACCUGAUAAAGAUGAACGUGAACCAGAGCCACCAGACCCUUCAUGACAAUGACUCACAAAUUGGAGAGAAUAGUUGUCAAAACGAUCAUGAGGAUCAGGAACAUGGAAACCACUCAUGGAUUGGAGAAACUAAAUCUCAAUUCAGCCAUGAAGAUGACCCAUGGCAUGAUAACAAGCCAAACUCCCAUGAAGACGAGUCAUGGCUAGAAGAGAAUGAGUCUCAGUUCAGUCUUGAAGAAGAAGGCUAUGGACGUGAACCAGAGUAUGAAGAUUUCCCUCACAAAGGAGAGUUCACUCAUGAACAAGAGUCACACGCCAAACACCAGCCAUGGCAAGAGGAAUCCGAUGCUAACCAAGAUAACUUUGGUCAUAGCCAAGGACCGGAAGCAUACUUAAGUUGGGAAAGAGACGUGGAAAUUUGGUUUCAGUCCAACCGAAUUCUAGAGGAAGAAAAGACAUCUUAUGCUGAAGAUACUCUAACGGAAGAUGCAUAUAGGCAUUGGGAUAGAGAAGACACUAUGAGGCUUGAAUUCGAUGAACCAACCUAUUCUUGGGAAGACAUGAAGCAGCUCAUGUAUGAUGAGUUUGUGAAGGGUGUUGCAGCUGGCCGACAAUGUUAUGUUAAGAUUUACAGAAAUCCGGAGCCAAGACUAGCAACAAAUCCAAAAGCUAAACCAAAGAAUCCUUCAUGUUUUGAGCCAAGGGAAUUUAAAAAUACUUUUGAGGAGAAAACAGAGGAGCAUGAAGUUACACCAACCCAAGUAAUAGAUCACAAGGAAACUCCAACUGUCGUGAUGACUAAGGUUACUAAAGCGGAACAAGCUAAGAUUCGAGAAGAGUUCAACAUGGAGAUCAAAAAUGAAAUAGGAUAUUUCACAAAGAAGACAGCCAUGACGCCUAAGAAAUCAUAG